AUGAAAGAUACAUUAGAAAAUUUUAAAAAAUACCCAAAUUUAAAAGUUAUAUAUUUUCUUAGUAGCGCAGCAUUAGCAUGUAUUCAACCAUUUAUUAGUGUUUAUUUGCAUAGCUUUAAAACUAUUAAACCAUCAGUUAUUGGUAUUAUUACAUGCAUCAUCCCGUUUUUAUCAUUUGUAUCAGCACCAAUAUGGACUGGUAUUGCAGAUAAACAUAAUGUUCAAAAAAGAGUUUUGGUUUUUAAUUGUUUAGUGGCAUCUGUUGCAUUGCUCCUAUUAAUACCCACCAAUGACAAUCUUUUUGGUAUAUUUGCUUUGAUCAGUUUGUAUAGUAUAAGUUCAGCUCCAAUUACACCACUUAUUGAUGGCUUUGUCUUAAAAGAGAUGGGAGAAGAUUCAAAAUUAUAUGGAAUGCAAAGAUUGUUUGCUGCUAUUAGUUAUGGUCUUGCCGCUUUUGCUACUGGUAUUGUCAUUGAAAAACAUUCAAUUAACUUUUUAUUUGUAUCAUAUACUUUUUGGAUGGUAAUCUUUUUAAUUUAUUUUAUAUAUAAUCAAACCAAUAUUGCAUCAAAAAUUAAAAAAUCAGGUGUAAAUUUAUCAAACUUUAAAAAAUUACUAGAAGAAGAGGAAGUAGAAAUAAAUAAUAAUAAUAAUAAUAAUAUCAAUGAUAUAAAUAAUAAUGAAAAUGAUUCUGGAUGUACACAAAAUGAUAUAGAUUCACCAACGUUAGUAGUAAAGGCCAAAGAUCAACCGGAAGAAAUCAAUGAUGUAAAAGAUAAUUUAAUUGAAAAAGAAGGAGACUAUGAGGAUUUAGCAUCAAUUCCAAUGCAGGCAAAUGGUGGUGAACAUAUACCACAAGAAAGAUUAAGAACAAAGCAAGUCUAUUUAAAUAUUUUAAAAGAUGCCCACAUGAUGAUCUUUUUAUUUGCAACAAUGAUUUGUGGUAUGACAGCAAAUAUCAUUGGUAAUUUCUUAUUCCUCUUCCUUCAAGAUGUUAAACAUGCCAGCUCAAUGCUUCUAGGUAGUACUAUGCCAUUUACAGUAGUCAUGGAGUUGCCGUUUUUCUUUUUUGGUAAACAACUUUUAACAGUAGUCGGUGUAAACAAGUUGAUUAUUAUUGGUCACUGUGCAUUUAUCCUUCGUUUAUGUUUAUAUAAUAUUUUAGCAAUCGAAUCAGUAUCGCCAUGGUUUGUCCUACCAAUUGAAAUUUUACAUGGUAUUGCAUUUGCAACAAUAUGGACUGCAGGUGUAGAGCUAUCAAAUCAAAUGGCACCCAAAGGAUAUGAAACUACAUAUCAAGGUAUUUUUGCUGGUAUGUUUGUAGGGUUGGGUGCAGGUUUAGGUUCGAUUAUAGGCGGAUUUUUAUAUGAACAUAAAUCACCAAUGUAUUUAUUUAGAUUUACUGCUAUAGCAACAACAUUCAGCCUAAUUGUAUUCUCGCUAAAUCAACUUUAUUUUUCUAAAAAAAAUAAAAAGAAACUUGUUACUAGCAAUAAUUCGCUUAUUUAA
Molecule: messenger RNA, 1509 nt
Organism: Dictyostelium purpureum
Lineage: Eukaryota; Evosea; Eumycetozoa; Dictyosteliales; Dictyosteliaceae
Exons: 2
Coding region: 1-1509 (502 amino acids)
Cellular component (GO): membrane
Source: RefSeq, a predicted model, not a curated record